GGCACGCGGAACACUACAUGAGGCUAUGAGCAGCCAAACUCUGGGUAGUCUCCCUGGAACCGCCAAGUUUAAGACGUGGCAAGGAGUUAGUGACUUCGGGCGAGUGUCUCUGCAGGAGGUGAAGUCCAUCACGACAGGCGAGGCGCACGACGCUGGGCUGACAGGCUGAGGACAGGAGGACGGCACAGAAGGCCCCGCGGCAAGAGGUGAAAGGGAGUUACUAACCACACUGAAGUCAACAACGCCUGAUUCACAGUUGAGUGAGAGUGGUUAACGUUUCGAGGCAGCGUCACUUUGUCACACCCUCUACCAACCCUUCCUUCACCUACUUCACUGGAUGUCCUUCGUGGAGGAUAAAGAAAACAAUCUCCGAGUCUUCUCUGAGAAAUAGAAGUUUAGCAGCAACUUCCAGUCUCUUAGUGCUCUCUGAAAUAGAAGCACACCUCCCUAAGUCCCUGCAAGAGCCCCCAGCAGCGCCAUGGUCAGGUCUAGGAUAAUCAGAGACUAACACCUGUAGCACUAACGCCACCUCCGUUCGGGUUGAAUACUGCAGCGAGAAAUAGCAGGAUGACACGAUUGGGCGUCAGACUACUGCUGGUGAUUGUACCUUGGCUCACCCUCCUCACCAGCCUCGCUGAGGGAGAGCGGAGACCAGCGGUACGCAGCGGCCAGGGAGAAUGCGAGCGGAAGGAGGUGCAGGUGCGGCCCGGCCAAGAGGAGUGGCUGGUCUCCCCGGGACACACGUGGCCCGGGGUCGCCGACGGGUCGCAGAAGACGUGCCUGUGGACAGUUAAGGCUCCACCAGGACACGGUGUGAUGGUGGAGCUUGUCCGUCUGAGGCUGCGUCGUUCCCGCCGCUGCUCCGCCUCUCGCGUAGAGGUGGUGCCGGCGGGUUCUGUCACUCGUGCCCGCACCCGCCCGCUCGCUAGGUUCUGUGGACGGAUCCCCAAAACAAGGGUGUGGAAGACAACAUUUUCAGAAGUUAACAUCGAAUACAAGAAAGGCAAGGGUGUUCGGGGACGAGGACGGCAGGCAGACCACCCAGGGCCUCACUCUGGCAGCAGGGAGAACGCCGCCGCUUCGUCAUCCAGGAGCCAAGCAGCACGCGACCGCGCUGAGAGACUCAAGCGCAUUAAGGCCCUGUACGAACUCUAUAAAAUAAGGAACAGGCAGAAUACGUCAUCCCAGCGGCACAUAAGUCGAGAACCGCAAUCUGACAGCAGCAGAUAUUACCACCACAGCAGAGGCUAUGAGUCUUCUGGUAGUCGCCGGUUUUACAGACAUCUGGACGAUAUGGAGAUGAAUGAAAAUAAUUCUACCAGCAUUUAUAACAAUGACUUGCAGAUUGAUGGCGACCGUUAUAUAUACGACCUGGACAGCAACACUUACAGCGCCACGACUGGACACAGGCAUCCCAACGACGUGAGGGUCUUCGGUGUGGGAGAGCCUGUCUUGUUUAAUUCAAACUCCGUCAUUUAUAGUAAAGGAAAUAAGAUUCAUCCUCAACGGGGACAUUACGUAGAACCCGAGUUGAGCCAGCAGGCACACCGCAAGGCCUCAGGGAAAAACAGCUUCGCGAACUCCAGGGAUAAUCUGGUGAAGAGACACCGGAGAUCUCCCAGACGCCAUCCCGAUACUGAUGCAUCCCAAACAUCUCGCCGGCAGCAGUAUCGUGUCUCGCUCAAGAAUCAUCUGAGGCACUCUUCAAAUUCUCGCGGCCGUAACGAAAUUAUUCCUAACAAGCCCACAAAGCCAACACAUGGUGGGUUUAAUGAUUAUAAGAAGAUUGGAUACGGAAAAUCUAAAGUAUCCUUGGAGACGCACAACAGAAGAGGCCACCCCAACAGGCUCGGGGGUGGCAGGAGGGGGAAGAAGGGAGAAUAUUUCGUGAUCAAGGUGUCCACUUUCCGAACUGCAUGUGGAGGACAAGUGGAUGAUGCAAGCGGUUGGUUCGCUAAUCCAGAAUAUCCGUAUAAAACCAGCGAGAAGGGUUCCUGUUUCUGGAGGUUCAAGACGCCUAUGAGGAGUCACUGGAAACUUGUGUGCAAGGACUUCGUGAUUCGGAAAUCACGCGACUGCCGCCGUGACCACCUGGCCAUCAGGAUCAACGAGGCACACUGGUCCAGGUACUGCGGGCGAGAGGGUCCCAGCCUGGCCCUCACCUCCUCCCAUCACGCCUCAGUGGACGUGGUCCUGCACACCUUCAGGAAUCGCUCCGCUAGAGUGAUGUGUACUUGGGAAACUACCCUCAUAGACAGCAGAGGCGGUCACUGGGAGGAGAUGCAUGACAGGUACUGGUGGUACAACUUGACGGUGGCCACCACUACGACCACCACCACCACCACCACUACCACCACCACCACCACGCCGCCACCACAGAUAGUCCCUCAAGGAAGGAGUUGCAACGACUACAUCCACUUGACCACGGAGCACACCAUGUGCAAGUCAACGCCCAGCACGUGUUCCAUAUACCAGGAGGGAGUGAGAGGUAGCGACAGGCAGGCCAUCCUGGAGUCUCACAACACAUAUCGCGCCAAGGUGGCCCGCGGGGAGGAAGGCCAAGGGUUGCCUGGGCCGCAGUACUCCGCUUCCGACAUGCAACAGCUGUCCUGGAAUGAGGAGCUGGCGCAGGUGGCUCAGGCGUGGGCCUCUGCCUGCCCGGACUACCAUGACUGUCACGACUGUCGCAAGGUGCUAUCCAGAGACUACUACGUUGGCCAGAAUAUCUUCUAUGAGUGGAGCAGUACCAAUGCCGGCUCUGUGUGGGACACUGCGGUCAGACUUUGGUACGAAGAGGUCAAGUAUGUGCCCAACUACCUCACUAAAAGAUUCUACUCCAUGGACCAUGCAGUGAUCGGCCACUACACGCAGCUGGUGUGGGCCGAGACGCGGGAGGUGGGCUGCGGCGCCGCCUACCACGACUGCAUCAAGGUCUUCAAGGGGAAGUCUUGGAAACUUAAAUGCAAGAUAUAUGUUUGCAAUUAUGGUCCAACCGGCAACUUCCUCGAUAAGCCCUUGUACACCAUCGGGCCCGCUGCGUCAGCCUGUCCGCAAGGCUCGCGCCCUUCCGUCCAGUACCCGGGCCUUUGCAACUCGCACUGAGCCAGUGCCGAGCUUCUCCACAGCACCUCGUCGUAAACAUGUACUGAAGACUGCGUCGGACGGCACCGAGUGCAGACCUGACGUACUGAAGAGCUCUAGGGUAUAUGGAAAGCAGACCCAUACAACUGUACCUGUUAGGACUAUGACAUUUCGGUCUGGGUUAUUCAGAAUGUUUAAUCUUAGCUGAGAAGUGCCUCAUUCACUGAGUGUGAACCGGCACUUCAUUGGUGAGUGGCGAGGCCGAGUGAAUGUAUUACCGUUUCCGAUGUCUGCACCGCGCCUGCCUACCUCGGUGGGCAAUAUUUACGGGAGCGAAUGUUACCCAGUCUCCCUUCUGAAUAUCGCACUACGUCGUACUUCACUUCUUAGUGUUAAUCUGACUCAUCGCCAGAUCACCUGCAAUAUUAAUUCAUAGUUAAGAAAGUAAUUUUCCUGUCAAAAAUGCAUUUUUUUUCAAAAUUGUAUAUUUCUAAUAUCACAAGCUAUUAUGUGUUCUUGGAAAGAAACGCAUAUUAACUUAACGAACUAUUCGGAAAAAAAUACUAAGAUGUAUUAUUUUGUUGGUCAUUUAUAAAACAAGGAAAUUUACCUUUGAACGUUAAGCACACAAAUGUGCGCUUUUAUUGUAACUUAAUGUUGUCAGACUUGCUGAUCUGACGGUAUCCUCGAAGUUACUUAAACUGUGAUAUAUGGAUCAUUGCGACGAGAGCACAGAAGACGUGUCUUAGUGGGAGGGCCAACUAGAGGUUGGCUCUCCGCAGCGACGCUAGCAGCACUGGUGGACUGACUGGCCUCGGUGCUGGGCGAAGGACGGAGGUGACGCGGUGCCGGCAAGCCAGGAGGAAGUCAACAGAAACUUCAUGGCGCAUAAUAUAUUUCUUAAUAUUUAUUUAUGGUAUGUAGGUAUUUUCGUCUGGUUGUGGUCGAUCAUUGAGGCCAUACCGCUUCUUGUAAUAUAUGUAUGUUUUUUUUUCUUUUUUUUUUCUUUAUCCCAUUUUAAUGCAUUGAGAGUGGGUUGCCCACAAUACAUGUUACGUAGACUCGAGAGGAGUUCAGGUGUUGGCAAUAUUUGGAGUGACACCAGUGAUCACUACCAGAGAGAACCAUGGUAGUGGAUGCGGCCUGUGUACACCGUUGUAACGUAUUUAUAUGCUGUUCUGUGUCCGUUAUGGGUUAUGUGUCGGUGAAUAAUAUGCCUUUACUAACAAGUGCUUUACAUUACAAAAUGGUCACGAAAUGUCAGUAGGCUAAAAUAUAUCAAUUGAUUUUAAGAAAUAGUAUUUUGUCUUCAUUCGAAUUCAUCGUAACCAACUCAUAUUAAAGAAAAAAUUAUAUCCAACCUUCACCCGAUUCUGGCCCUAGUAUUUUAUGUCAACCCUGAAGUGGCCACGUUUGAAGUGCAUACAUUACAUUCUGAUAUGAUGGUCUCAUGUAAGGGAAGUGAUGAAGAUAUCAUUUCCUGUAUUUUUGCAUGCUCGAGGGUGGCCUGGUUCCACUGUACCACUCCCGCUGAGGCGAAUCACCGUCUCCGCUCACGCCGCUCCAAAGAGACUGAAAAUUCUUGGGUCUGACUUAGUCCACGGACGUCUCCUGAGAGCUGUAAAAGAAAUCGCCAGCUCCUAGUCAGUAUUAGAUAUAAGUUUGUAUAAUAAAUUUUUGGACCAGAUAAAAA
Scylla paramamosain (green mud crab) is the source of this 4774-nucleotide messenger RNA. RefSeq lists its product as uncharacterized. The record is from RefSeq and is a predicted model, not a curated record. Gene Ontology annotation, cellular component: extracellular region. The transcript has 14 exons. Lineage: Eukaryota; Metazoa; Arthropoda; Malacostraca; Decapoda; Portunidae. The coding region runs from base 568 to 3102 and encodes 844 amino acids.